Sapajus apella (tufted capuchin) is the source of this 1758-nucleotide messenger RNA. It is a transcript of the gene KCNK3, whose product is annotated as potassium two pore domain channel subfamily K member 3. Bases 149 to 1333 code for a protein of 394 amino acids. Gene Ontology annotation, cellular component: membrane. Gene Ontology annotation, molecular function: potassium ion leak channel activity; open rectifier potassium channel activity. The transcript has 2 exons. The record is from RefSeq and is a predicted model, not a curated record. Gene Ontology annotation, biological process: potassium ion transmembrane transport; stabilization of membrane potential. NCBI's taxonomy places the organism in Eukaryota, Metazoa, Chordata, Mammalia, Primates, Cebidae.
GGCAGUGGCGGCUGCGGCCCCGGGCGCGGAGCGAGUGCCCGGCGCGGAGAGCUGCGAGCGCAGCCAUGCCCCAGGCCGCCUCUGGGGCAGCAGCAGCGGCGGCCGGGGCCGGGGGCGCCGGGGGGCCGGCGGCGGCCCGGGCGGGACGAUGAAGCGGCAGAACGUGCGCACGCUGGCGCUCAUCGUGUGCACCUUCACCUACCUGCUGGUGGGCGCCGCGGUCUUCGACGCGCUGGAGUCGGAGCCAGAGCUGAUCGAGCGGCAGCGGCUGGAGCUGCGGCAGCAGGAGCUGCGGGAGCGCUACAACCUCAGCCAGGGCGGCUACGAGGAGCUGGAGCGCGUCGUGCUGCGCCUCAAGCCGCACAAGGCCGGCGUGCAGUGGCGCUUCGCCGGCUCCUUCUACUUCGCCAUCACCGUCAUCACCACCAUCGGCUACGGGCACGCGGCGCCCAGCACAGAUGGCGGCAAGGUGUUCUGCAUGUUCUACGCGCUGCUGGGCAUCCCGCUCACGCUCGUCAUGUUCCAGAGCCUGGGCGAGCGCAUCAACACCUUGGUGAGGUACCUGCUGCACCGUGCCAAGAAGGGGCUGGGCAUGCGGCGCGCAGACGUGUCCAUGGCCAACAUGGUGCUCAUCGGCUUCUUCUCGUGCAUCAGCACGCUGUGCAUCGGCGCCGCCGCCUUCUCCCACUACGAGCACUGGACCUUCUUCCAGGCCUACUACUACUGCUUCAUCACGCUCACCACCAUCGGCUUCGGCGACUACGUGGCGCUGCAGAAGGACCAGGCCCUGCAGACGCAGCCGCAGUACGUGGCCUUCAGCUUCGUCUACAUCCUCACGGGCCUCACGGUCAUAGGCGCCUUCCUCAACCUCGUGGUGCUGCGCUUCAUGACCAUGAACGCCGAGGACGAGAAGCGCGACGCCGAGCACCGCGCGCUGCUCACCCGCAACGGGCAGGCGGGCUGCGGCGGCGGCGGCGGCAGCGCGCACACCACGGAUACCGCCUCGUCCAUGGCAGCGGCGGGCAGCGGCGGCUUCCGCAACGUCUACGCGGAGGUGCUGCACUUCCAGUCCAUGUGCUCGUGCCUGUGGUACAAGAGCCGCGAGAAGCUGCAGUACUCCAUCCCCAUGAUCAUCCCGCGGGACCUCUCCACGUCCGACACGUGCGUGGAGCAGAGCCACUCUUCGCCGGGAGGGGGCGGCCGCUACAGCGACACGCCCUCGCGACGCUGCCUGUGCAGCGGGGCGCCGCGCUCCGCCAUCAGCUCGGUGUCCACGGGCCUGCACAGCCUGUCCACCUUCCGCGGCCUCAUGAAGCGCAGGAGCUCCGUGUGACCGCCCCGGGGGGCCUGGAGCGCCUGGGGGCGCGGGCUGGGGACCCCUGCCGGGCGGACCUGCUGCUGUCGGCCAGGAGACUGCCCCCGCCGCCUUCUGCCCAGUGGGACCCCCCACAACAUCCCUCACCACUCUCCCCCAGUGCCCCCAUCUCCGACUGUGCCUGCUUGCACCAGCCGGCAGGAGGCCGGGCUCUGAGGACCCCUGGGGCCCCCAUCCGAGCCCUGCAAAUUCCGAGAAAUGUGAAACUUGGUGGAGUCAAGGAGGGAAGGCAAAAGCUGGGAGCCUCCCUUCCCUUUGAAAAUCUAAGAAGCUCCCAGUCCUCAGAGACCCUGCUGGUACCCAGACCCCCACCUCCGGAGGGGACUCCAUGUUCCGUGUACGUUUGCAUCUCUAUUUAUACCUCUGUCCUGCUAGCUCUCCCA